UCCCCGCAGCGCCUCCACCGGAAUCGCGAAUCACCCACAUCCAAUUCCAACACCUUUUCCUCCUCCGCGCCGCCCCGUCGCCGUCGCGCUCGCCUUUUAACCCAAUCACCCUCUCCCUAAUUCCUACCGCGCCCCGCCACCUUCCCCAACCCAAACUUUCUCUGUGCGCACGGCCUCCGGCUUUGGAAAUGUCGCGCGCGGUGGUGCGCUGGUGGUGACGGCACGACCCGAUCGCUCGUUGGCGCGAGCGGGCGGGCGGGCGCAGCACCGCACAGUUCCACCUCGUGCACGGCACCGAGAUUAUUCGCCAUUUUUAUAAUCGCGUUACAUGAGCCGCGCCCGGUUGGCCUGGCUGGCGCCCCACCCCGUCCUCUCUCUCCUGUCCUGUCGCGCUGCGCCUGUGCUCCCCUCCCUCGUCGUGCCGCGGUCGCGUCGCCCUCCACCACCAGCUCACCGCCUUUGCGCAUCGCCGCCGCCACCGCCGUGCGCCGCACGUACCCCCGAGGCGGAUCGCGCCUUCUCGAGGCGAUCGGCGAUCGGCCAGCGGCUAAGGGGAGGAGAUCGCCCGUCGGCGCCGCCGUUGGCCGCCGACCGAGCCGCGUCUCCUCCCGUCCGAUCGCAGUGCUUCCGGGGCCCGACCCUCGAGACAGGGCAGGGCGGCUCGAUCGCCGCAGAUGAAACAUGGCUUCGAUGUCAAACAUUGUUAUAGGCUCUCAUGUAUGGGUGGAAGAUAAAGAUUUUGCCUGGGUUGAUGGUGAGGUCUUCCGAAUUGAUGGUCAAAAUGCCCAUGUUCGCACAACCAAGGGAAAGACGGUCAUUGCAAAUACAUCGGAUAUACACCCUAAAGAUACAGAAGCAUCUCCGGAUGGAGUUGAUGACAUGACAAGGUUAUCAUACUUGCAUGAGCCUGGUGUUCUAGAUAACCUGGCUGUCAGAUAUGCCAAAAAUAUAAUUUAUACCUACACUGGCAAUAUUUUGAUUGCAAUAAAUCCAUUCCAAAGACUGCCUAAUCUGGUUGAUGUCCGUACUAUGGAAAAAUACAAAGGUGCAAAUCUUGGUGACCUAGAACCUCAUGUAUUUGCAAUAGCCGACGUCUCUUAUAGGCAAAUGAUAAAUGAAGGAAAGAGUAACUCCAUUUUGGUCAGUGGUGAAAGUGGUGCUGGUAAGACUGAAACUACAAAGUUAUUGAUGAGAUAUCUUGCAUUUCUGGGUGGGCGAUCUGUAACAGGAGCGAGGACAGUUGAACAGCAAGUUUUAGAAUCUAACCCAGUCCUUGAAGCUUUUGGGAAUGCAAAAACUGUUCGAAACAACAAUUCAAGUCGAUUUGGUAAAUUUGUUGAAAUCCAAUUUGGCAAGAGUGGAAAGAUAUCUGGUGCUGCCAUUAGAACUUACUUGCUUGAGAGAUCUCGAGUCUGCCAAAUUAAUAGCCCAGAGAGAAACUACCAUUGCUUUUACUUCUUGUGUGCAGCACCAUCAGAGGAUCUAAAGAAGUAUAAGCUGGGGGACCCAUCUUCGUUUCACUAUCUCAAUCAGUCAACAUGCAUCAAAGUUGAUGGGAUUAAUGAUGCUGAAGAAUAUCUUGCAACAAGAAAUGCAAUGGAUACUGUUGGCAUCACUGAGCAAGAACAGGAAGCUAUAUUCCGGGUUGUUGCUGCUGUGCUUCAUCUUGGAAACAUUAACUUUGUGAAAGGGAGAGAGGUAGAUUCAUCUAUAAUAAAGGAUGACAAAUCUAGAUUCCAUCUUAAUACAGCAGGAGAGCUCUUGAUGUGUGAUUGUGAGAAGUUGGAGAAUGCCUUGAUAAAUAGGGAAAUAAAUACACCAGAAGGAGUGAUUACCACUACAGUUGGUCCUCAUUCUGCUACUAUUAGCCGGGAUGGUUUAGCAAAACAGAUAUACUCUCGAUUAUUUGACUGGCUUGUAAAUAGAAUAAAUGCAUCAAUAGGACAAGACCCAGACUCGAACCAACUGAUUGGGGUACUUGAUAUAUAUGGCUUUGAAAGUUUUAAAACUAACAGUUUUGAACAACUAUGCAUCAAUUUUACCAAUGAAAAACUCCAGCAACAUUUUAACCAGAAUGUCUUUAAAAUGGAGCAGGAAGAGUACACAAGGGAGCAGAUUAAUUGGAGUUACAUAGAGUUUGUUGACAACCAAGAUGUACUUGACUUGAUUGAGAAGAAACCAGGUGGAAUUAUUGCACUUCUUGAUGAAGCCUGCAUGUUCCCAAAGUCGACACAUGAGACAUUAUCUCAGAAGCUGUAUGAAAAGUUCAAGAGCCACAAAAGAUUUGCCAAACCAAAGCUUUCUCGUACUGCAUUUACAAUUCAACAUUAUGCUGGAGAUGUAAUAUAUCAAUCUGAUCAAUUCCUGGACAAAAACAAAGACUAUGUGGUAGCAGAGCAUCAGGAAUUACUUUAUGCUUCCAAGUGUUCUUUUGUAUCAGGGUUAUUUCCACCAGUGACAGAAGAGAACACAAAAUCAUCAAAAUCCUCAAUUGCGACUCGCUUUAAGAUGCAACUUCAUGAGCUCAUGGAGACUUUGAGCUCUACGGAACCACAUUACAUUAGAUGUAUAAAACCAAAUAGUGUUCUUAAGCCUGCCAUUUUUGAGAACACCAACGUUCUGCAGCAGCUUCGAUGUUCAGGUGUUCUUGAAGCCAUUAGAAUCAGCUGCGCUGGAUAUCCCACUAGGAAACUAUUUCAUGAUUUUCUUCAUCGCUUUCGCAUUCUUUCUCCUGAAAUUCUGAAAGAAAACAAUGAUGAAAAAGUUGCCUGUCAAAAGAUUUUGGACAAAAUAGGACUUCAGGGUUAUCAGAUAGGAAGAACUAAGGUAUUCCUGAGAGCUGGUCAAAUGGCUGAACUGGAUGCUAGAAGAACAGAGAUGCGAAAUAAUGCAGCCAGAGGUGUUCAGAGUCAAUUCCGUACUCAUGUUGCUCGUGAGCAGUUCCUAAUACUACGGAACACGUCUAUUUGUUUGCAAUCCUUUGUUAGAGCAAGAUUGGCUUGUAAGCUACACGAACUCCUGAGACAGCAAGCAGCAGCACUGAAGAUUCAGAAAAACACCCGAUGGUAUUUUGCAUGGAAAACUUACUGUCAACUACGCUUGUCAGCCACUACAUUGCAGACAGGGCUAAGGGCCAUGGCAGCUCGCAAUGAAUUCAACUUUAGAAAGCAAAAUAAAGCUUCUAUCCAUAUCCAGUCCCGAUGGCGUUGCCACAGAGAUUACUCAAAUUAUAUUAAAUUGAAGAGAGCAGCGCUAACAUAUCAGUGUGCUUGGCGAAGAAGGGUUGCCAGGAAAGAGCUGCGAAAGCUCAGAAUGGCUGCAAGAGAUACACAAGCUCUAAAGGUGGCAAAAGAGAAACUUGAGGAACGUGUGGAAGAGCUAACAAGCCGCCUGGGCCUAGAGAAGAAACUAAGGACUGAUUUGGAGAAGUCCAAAGCAGAAGAAGUUUCUAAAUUGCAGGCUGCUCUUCAUGAGAUGGAGCAGAGAGUAGAAGAAGUCACAGCAAUGCAGGAAAGAGAAUCAGCAAAAAAGGCUGUUGAAGAAGCUCUAGUUCAAGAAAGAGAAAAGAUCAGUUUAUUGACUACUGAAAUUGAGGGUCUCAAGGCACUGCUAGUAGCAGAACGAGAGGAGAAUGAUUUAACAAAGAAAGCACAUGCUAAUGCUCUGGAAGGAAAUGAAGAAUUGAAUAAGAAAGUCAAGGAUGCAGAGGAAAAAAUCAAGCAGUUUAGUGAUAUUGUGCAGAGACUAGAAGUGACUGUAAGAGAAGGAGAGGCCCUUUUGCUAACGGAAAGACAACAAAGUGAAGCAGUUAGCACUGCACUAGCUGAAUCUCAAGCAAGAAAUGAAGCAUUAGUAAGCAAGCUUGAAGAUGCUGUGAAACAAAAUGAUCUGCUCCACGAAGCUAUUAAAAGAUUUGAAGAAGCUAUGGCAAAUCUGGAAUCUUCACUGUCAGUUGAAAAACAACAACACGAGGCAAGUGUGGUAGAACUAACUGAAGCACGAGAAAAAAUUGAAGAACUUCAGAGAGAAGUUGGGGAUACUGAUGAAAAAUCCACCAUGCUUCAGACUACUAUACAAAGACUUGAAGAAAGAUUAAGGGAGAAGGAUGAUCUGUUGACUACAGAAAGACAAGAAAGUGAAGCAACUAAACAAUUGCUCAGUGAAUCCCAGGAUAGAAAUCAGGAGUUGCUCAACAAAAUUGAAGAUGCUGAAAAAAACAUUGCACACUUUCAAGACACAAUACAAAGGCAUGAAGAAAUUAUGACAGUACUAGAAACUUCACUGAGAACUGAAAGGCAGCAAAAUGAUGCAAUGAUGAAACAACUAGCUGACUCUCAGGGAGAAAUAGGAGAGCUGCAAAAGAAGCUUGAAGAUGCUGAUGGCAGAAGCAGUCUGCUUCAAGAUUCUUUACAGAGACUUGAAGAAGAUGCUACCACAAGAGAGGCUUUAUUGGUAGCUGAAAAGCAAGAAAACGAAGUGACAAAAAGGACACUAACUGAAGCUCUGGAUCAAAUCGAGGAAUUAGUCAAGGAAGUUGAGUGUGCUAACCACAGUGUGCAUCAGCUUCAAGAUAUUAUACAAAGACUUGAACAAAGUGCAGUUGCAAGAGAGGCUACUUUACUAACAGAAAGUCAGGAAAAAGAUGCAACAUCAAAAGCGCUAGCAGAAGCACAAGGAAGGAUUGAAGAUUUACUGAAGGAAAUUUAUUCUGCUAAUAGAAAAAUUGAUCAGCUUCAAAAAACUGUAGAAAGGUUAGAAGAGGGUGCAACAACAACGGAUGCUCUUUACUUUGCUGAAAGGCAAGAGCAUGAUCAAACGAAGAAAACACUUUCUGAAGCUCAAGAGAUGAACAAAGAAUUACUAACGAAAAUUGUGGAGGCUGAGCAAAACAGAGGUCAGCUCCUGGAGAAUGUGAAAAGACUUGAAAAGGAUUCAACUACAAGAGAGUCUUUGCUGCUUAUGACAAAGCAAAGUCAUGAUGACACCAUAAAAGUUUUGGCUGAAGCUCAAGAGCGAAACCAAGACUUAAUGAACAAAGUAGAGGAUUCUGAUAGGAAAAUUGGUCUGCUUGAAGAUUCAGUAAAAAGUUUUGAAAAAAGUACAGCAGAUAAAGAUUCUUUAUUGGCAAUAGAAAGACAUGAACACAGUGAAACCAAGAAAGAAUUAGCUGGUGCUCAGAAAAAGAUUGAGGAAUUGCUAAAUGAAGUGCAAGAUAUUCAUGCAAAUAUCACAGAACUUGAGGACUCAAUUAGGAGACUUGAAGGAAACUUGGGAUCAACCGAAGCUUUAUUGCUAGCUGAAAAGGAACAGAAUGCUUCCACCUUAAGAUUACUUACAGAAGCACAAUCGAAAAUUGAAGAAUUAAUAAAGAAACUUGAAGAUGCGGAUAGAAAAUCUGAUAGCCUUCGAGAUACGAUAAAAAGACUCGAACAAGAUGGCACUGCCAAAGACGCCUUAUUGCUAACUGAAAAGCAGGCACAUGAGGGAACACAGAAGACUCUCACUGAAGCUCAGGAAAGGAAUGAAGAAUUGCUGAAGAAAAUUCAUGAUGAUGAUAAACAUAUUCUUCAGCUUCAGUUUACCAUACAGAGGCUUGAGGAAAAUACAGUUGCAAAUGAGAAUUUGCUACUGAGAGAAAGGGAGCAAAAUGAUACAACAACAAAAGCGCACAUUGAAAGUCAAGAAAGAUAUGAAGAAUUACUAAAGAAAUUUGUGGAUGUUGACAGGAAAAUUGAUCUUCUUCAAGAUACCAUAGAAAGGCUUGGAGAAAAUACAACAACAAAGGAUGCUCUGUUGCUAUCAGAGAGACAUGAGAAGGAUGCAACUAAAAAAGCACUUGCUGAGGCUGAAGAGAAAAAUGAAGAGUUGCAAAUGAAAGUCGAAUAUGCUAAUGAAAAAAUUGAUCAUCUUCAAAAUACAAUAAAUAAGCUUCAAGAAAACAUAGCUGCAAAAGAUGUUUCUUUGGAAGCUUCAAUGCAAGAAAAUAGCACAAUCAGGAAAUCUCUUGCUGAAGCUCAAGAGAGAAAUGAUGAAUUACUCAAGAAAAUUAGCGAUAGUGAAUACAGGAUCCACUUACUUCAAGACACAGUGCAGAAGCUUCAAGUAGAUGCAAUAUCAAGAUUGUCUUCUUUUGUAAUGGAAAAACAAGAAAGUGAUGCUGCCAAGAGAGCUGUUACUGAAGCUCAUGAAAGAAAUGAAGAUUUAUUGAAGAGAAACGAGGACCUCCUGAAGCGGAAUGAUGAUUUGAUUAAGAAAAUUGAAGAGUCUGGUAAAAUUGUCGCUCAACUUCAGGAGGCCUUACAAAGACUUGAAAGAAAAGCAGCCAACUUAGAGGCUGAGAACCAAGUUCUCCGUCAACAAGCAACUGCAACUCCUCCGUCUACUGCCAAAUCUUCAGCUUCACGCUCAAAGAUCACAAGGAUUCAUAGAAGCCCAGAGAAUGGCCAUAUUUUGAACGGUGACAUAAAACAAACUGAAAUGAAGCCCUCAACUGGCACAUCAGAAGCAAUACCCCCCUCGGUGGGCAAUGUUCCUGACUUGAGCAACCAAAAAGAUUUUGAGCAUGGAGAAAAACUGCAAAGAGUACUUAAUCAGAAAUAUCAGCACCAGCAGCCCCAGGACGAUCAGCAGUGGUUACUUACUUGCAUUUCACAAUAUCUUGGAUUUUCUGGGAGCAAACCUGUUGCAGCUCUUCUUAUAUAUCAAUGUAUUCUCCAUUGGAGAUCGUUUGAAGCAAUGAAGACAAAUGUCUUCGACAGCAUUCUGCAGACUAUAAACUCAGCAACAGAGGCCCAAAAUGAUAUGAGAACAUUGGCGUAUUGGUUGUCCAACUUAUCUACGCUAACAGUUCUCCUUCAACGGUCAUUCAAAACUACUAGGACAGCGAUCUCAACUCCACAAAGACGACGAUUUUCGUCGGAGCGGAUAUUUCAUGCAAAUCAAACUUCAAAUGCUGGGCUUGCUUAUCUCAGUGGCCAAUCGGUUGUUGGAUCUGGUGGACUACCCCAAGUUGAAGCAAAAUAUCCAGCUUUGCUAUUCAAACAGCAGCUUGUGGAUCUAAUUGAAAAGGUUUAUGGUAUGAUAAGUGACAGUGUGAAAAAGGAGCUAAACCCUUUGCUUGAAUUGUGUAUACAGGAUCCACGGACUUCACACUCAAGUCUAGCAAAAGGCCAUUUGAAUGGCAUGGCCCAACAGAACCAACUUGCGCAUUGGUUGGGCAUUGUGAAAAUCCUCAACAGUUACUUGGAUGUACUGAGGGCAAACCAUGUUCCAUCAAUUUUGGUGCAUAAACUGUUCACUCAAAUAUUUUCACUGAUUGAUGUUCAAUUAUUUAACCGAUUACUUUUGCGGCGCGAGUGUUGUUCGUUUAGUAAUGGAGAAUAUGUCAGAGCUGGACUAGCUGAACUAAAACAUUGGUCCGACAAUGCCGCUAGAGAGUUUGCAGGUUCAGCCUGGGAGGCAUUGAGGCAUAUCAGACAGGCCGUUGAUUUCUUGGUGAUUUCUCUAAAGCCAAUGAGGACAUUAAGAGAGAUACACACUGAUGUGUGCCCUGCCCUCAGCAUACAACAGCUAGAGCGAAUAGUUAGUAUGUAUUGGGAUGAUGUGAAUGGUACAAAUACUAUUUCAGCGGAGUUUACAUCAAGCUUGAAAGCUGCGGUACACGAGGAAUCGAAUACUGUCACUACUUUUUCUAUACUGCUCGAUGAUGAUUCCAGCAUACCUUUUUCACUUGAUGACAUUACAAAAACAUUACCAGUCAUUGAGGUGGCUGAUGACGACUUGCUAUCAUUUGUCCAUGAAAACCCAAGCUUUGCGUUUUUAUUGCAAAGGGAGUAGUCAAAUUUUUUUUCAUCAUGGAGGCUUCGCCACUUGUGGAUAAAUCAGGAUUCCUGUUUAGGCUGUACAGUGUGCGUGAUUCUUUUUAUUCCAGAUAGAAGCCAUUGAAGAGCAGUUGCUAGAUGAGCUUAUAGGCUUUUGGUUUUUAUUGAUUGGUUCGUUAAUUGUAUAUUUGUAUUCAGAUUGUUCUUGCUAUUCUUUCCCUUCUUUGUAGCCAUUUUUGGGCUUGUAUACUGAAGGGUAAGGGCAGAAGGCCCUUCCGUUUAAGCAUAGUAACACGAGGUUGAGGUUUUGCUGUAAGUAGAAGAGUUGUAAGUUGCACAUGUGUUGUAAAUGAUUGAAGAAAAGAAAUCUCAUUGUUGAGCUUGUGGAAAAUGUUGGAUU
Messenger RNA from Phragmites australis (common reed), 8220 nucleotides. RefSeq names its product myosin-17-like. The coding region runs from base 682 to 7836 and encodes 2384 amino acids. Gene Ontology annotation, molecular function: microfilament motor activity; ATP binding; actin filament binding. Gene Ontology annotation, cellular component: vesicle; myosin complex; actin cytoskeleton. The record is from RefSeq and is a predicted model, not a curated record. Lineage: Eukaryota; Viridiplantae; Streptophyta; Magnoliopsida; Poales; Poaceae. The transcript is spliced from 53 exons. Gene Ontology annotation, biological process: vesicle transport along actin filament; actin filament organization.